CUGCCUGGCCGGGGCCGCACUGCGCCGCCCGCCGCCCGCCGCCCGCCGCCCGCCGCCGGCGACGGCACCGCCGCCCUGCGAUCCGGCCGCGGCGGCUCAGAGCGCGGCUGCGGCGGGCGCGGGCGGCGGUGGCUCCCUCCCGUGCGUCCGUCGUGGGACCUUUGCCCGCUCGCCCGCGGGGGACAGCGCGCGCUCCGGUCCGCGGCAGGGGCGGGGACGCCCGGCCUGUGGCCCCCGCGCCCCCCAUGUUCUAGGCCUGGCUCUGCCGUGGCUUGCUGACCUUGGAGAAUUGGAGAAGCUUGUGCCCUGCUGGAAAGUGGGAUGGCAGUACCCGCUUCAUCUAGUAGUCGGGGAGAUCAAGAGAGGUAUGGGACCUGAAGAGGAUGGCAGACUGUGCAGUGCGGUGCACACCGGUCUCCAGGUUGUUUUCACCCUCCUAUCUCCUCCCAGGAGCUAACGUAUAAAGCUGAGGCUCGGCCAGGGACUGUGAUAUACCCACAUCCCCGGAACUAGGUGAUCGCGGUGCAGGAACCAGGUGUGCCUUCGCGGGAUCCAUGCCUUGAGGCCCAGGAACGCCCCGCCGCCAGCAUGCCGUGGGACGCGCGGCGGCCUGGGGGUGGCGCGGACGGCGGGCCCGAGGCCUCGGGCGCGGCGCGCUCGCGAGCGCAGAAGCAGUGCCGCAAGUCGUCGUUCGCCUUCUACCAGGCGGUGCGCGACCUGCUACCCGUGUGGCUGCUGGAGGAUAUGCGCGCCAGCGAGGCCUUCCACUGGGACGAGCGCGGGCGCGCCGCCGCCUACUCGCCCUCUGAGGCGCUGCUCUACGCGCUCGUGCACGACCACCAAGCGUACGCGCAUUACCUGCUGGCCACGUUCCCGCGGCGCGCGCUCGCACCGCCCAGUGCCGGCUUCCGCUGCUGCGCGGCUCCCGGGCCGCACGUGGCGCUGGCAGUGCGCUACAACCGCGUGGGCAUUCUGCGCCGCAUCCUGCGCACCUUGCGCGACUUCCCGGCCGAGGAGCGGGCGCGCGUGCUGGACCGGCGUGGCUGCAGCCGCGUGGAGGGCGGUGGCACGUCGCUGCACGUGGCCUGUGAGCUGGCGCGCCCCGAGUGCCUCUUCCUGCUGCUGGGCCACGGCGCCUCGCCCGGUCUGCGGGACGGCGGCGGCCUCACGCCUCUCGAGCUGCUGCUGCGCCAGCUGGGCCGCGACGCCGGGGCCACUCCCUCCGCCGCCGGAGCCCCCGCCUCAGCUCCCGGGGAGCCGCGCCAGCGCCGCCUGCUGCUGCUGGACCUCCUGGCGCUGUACACCCCCGUGGGUGCCGCCGGCUCGGCCCGCCAGGAGCUGCUGGGCGACCGGCCGCGCUGGCAGCGGCUGCUGGGUGAGGACAAGUUCCAGUGGCUGGCGGGCCUGGCGCCGCCCUCGCUCUUCGCGCGCGCCAUGCAGGUGCUGGUCACCGCCAUCUCUCCAGGCCGCUUCCCCGAGGCCCUGGACGAGCUGCCGCUGCCCCCAUUCCUGCAGCCGUUGGACCUCACUGGCAAAGGCUAGGCCCGGAGCACCCUAGGCGCUGGAUUUUGGGACAAAACUAUUUUUCAGAGCGUUGUACCGGCACUUUAUAUAUAUUGAUCUCUGUACGGCACAAUCUCUGCCUCAUCUGUCGCAUGCACUGGGGGCUGGGCUUGGAUGGUCAGGUGAGUUCCAAGUGGCAGGUUUUCUGGGUGCAGCUGGGCUCGGGCCUUCAGCUCGCUGUCCAGCCCCUGAAGGGAGUGAGGACUAACCUCCCACCUUGAUCUAGAGCCUCGGACAGGUGUGCGUCCCAGAUGGGUGACAGCUGAGUGCCGCAGGAGCUCGGUAGGUGCAGGGGUGGGGACUGGCAUGUCCAAGCAGCAGGACAGCGUAUAAAAAGGCCUGGAAGCCAAGAGAACGAGCUCUGCAGCGUAGGGUUCUCACGGGAGGUCCUGUGCGGUCAGCCUUUUGCACCCUGUGGACUCCGGGCCAGGGAGGGCACACAGGGCUGGCAGGCCCGCGGUGGCUGGUGUUGAGGCAUGAACAAAUUGUACCGGGUAUCCCCCACCCCACUCUGACCACCAGUUCCUCCUUGGAUAUCACUCCCCCUGACAGGCAGCCCACCCAGGCCUGGAUUUGUCCCUGUCUCCCCCUUUUGCUUUUCCCCCAUGACUAAUGGGCACCAGGUCUUGCUGCUCCUGCUUCUCACCUCUGCAGUGGCAGCAGGCCCCUGGCCCCAGGUGCAUGCCGGUCAGUGGGGUUGGAUGUGCCUUCCUCCAGGCCUGCCCUCUGUCCAAGCCCGGAGUGGGCUUGGUGGGCUCCCUGGUGGCCCCCAGUGGGUGCCAGGUGGUGCCCGGGGUUAUUGAGGGGUGGUUGUAUCACUGUAGGGACAGGCUUCUUGCCCCAGCCUGGAGAGCUGUUUUCUUCAGGAAGGUUCUGGAGAUGGAGACUUGUUUGCGAAUUCACCACAACUCCAGGCUGGGAGGCUGGGUCUCCGCUCUCAGAGCCGAGACACCAGGGAGGAUAGCCAGGCUGCCCUGCCUGGGAAUUCUGCUGGGCCGUCAAAUUCAACCCGCACCAACGUGGGCAGGAGGGCCACAGUGUCCUGCCAGGAGCAGAGGGCUGAAGGUCUGCAGGAGGAAGAACCACUAUCCUGGUGGGGGGCACCUGCUGCCCACCCUGCCCCCAGCGUGCCUGGGGGGAGCACACCUGGGCAUGGAGGAGUCCAGGGUGCUGGGCCACACAAGAGAGGUGGGGGAGAGGCCUGGACAGUAGGAAGAUCUUGCCCAGGGUCCUGGAUCCGCCACUCUGGGGGUGACCUUGGACAAACCUCUGCCUUGGCCCUCAGUCUCCCCAUCAAGGUUUUUCCAUUCAGGAGGUUUUGGGCCAUCUUCAGCCACCCUACCAGCCCUGAAAAGGAUGUGACUCCUGUUUCUGGGAAGUGUGUGGUGUGUUAGGUGGGCCUACAGCCCUGGUUGUGGGGAGGGAAGGAUGGAGAGACAGCACAGUGACAGAGCCCAGACUGCAGGCUGGAGUGAGGGUUCCACUUCCCCGCUGCUGUGUGUCCUGGACCAGUGCCUCUGAACCUUGGCACUUGGGGCAGUGGAUAUUAACAUCUUUCCAAGCCCAAUUCUUGGGGCAUCAGGGCCUCCGGUCCUCUGGGAGGUGGCAGGUCCUCAGAUUGGAGAUGCCAUGGGGGGGGGAGGUGCCUCUCCUUUGGAGGGUAUGGAAGUGGAGACAGGAGUGGCCUGGCGCAGCUGCCGUGGUUCUUAGGGGCUGGGCCCGGGGAGCCCAUGGGGCUUGUGCCUAGAAAGCCUGGGCUCCUCACUGGGGUCUAGAUGUGCAGACUUCAUGUCUCCCCAGCUCCAGCUCUGUUCUCUAUAGGUCAGCCUCCACAAUGCCAGAGGCCCAGGGCUAGCCCCCUCCACGUCCCUCCUAGAUCUACAGCUGCCCCUUUGAUGACAGCGCCAUUGAGUCCCCUGGGCUGGGGGGGUCAUGCAGGGGUGAGGCAGCUGCCUGCCGCCGGUACUCAUUGCCUGGCCAGGCAGGACACAGGCUGGCGGGCACUGAGAGUGGGCCCCACGAAAUCCAUUGUCAGGUUACCAGGAUGAAGAACCCAGGCUGGUCGUGGAGUGCAGGGCGGGGCCUGCCGGAAGAAUUAUGGGCACUGCAGCAGGAGGGCAGCCUGGGCCAUUAGCUCCUGAUGUCAUCGAUUUGGGUGAGGGGACAGGGAAGUCAGAGGAAGCUGGCCAGUGGCUCUCACGAAGACUUACAGCAGCGGAGUGGUGCCUGAUUCCUAGUACAGCUGCUCCCACUGAGUCUCCAGGGAUCUGUGGUUCAGGACCCCCUGCAACCCCCUCCCAGACCCCUGUACUGGUGGGAGGAGAGGACCUAGAGGAAAGGUGCUGGGCAGAUAAGCAGCCGAGGGAGGCCCUGGGUUUAGCUUAUCAGUCUUCUGGGCCCUCCUGCCCCAGGAAGGGCAGCGAGGACCAUGGUGUUGCCCCUGUCAUCGUUAUCGUCCUGGCCAUGAGCUUGCAGGACUGGGAGGGCCGGAGUCAGCCAGGCAGACGGCAGCACAGCAUUUGCCUGUUGGCAGGUGGCCUUGGUGGCUUCCCAAAGGCAAUCGCUCCACGCAGAACAAAACUCACUUUUUUGGGGGGUGAAGCACCUUGGUUCAUUUGUUUAGUUCGUUAAUUCCAGCAGUCUGUUUCUAAGGGAAACAUGGCUGCAGCCGGUCCUGCCCCUCCACCCACCCACCAGGUGCCCAGUGUUCCCAAGGGCCCCGAAUCCCAACCUUAUUCAGGCGUCAGCAUCUCUGCACCCCAAAUGCCUGUUAGGGAGGAUAGUGAAGGCUGAGCCCUCCUGGGCUCAUCAAAAGCCAGCAGUGAGAGAACACCCCCAUCUCUCUGAGGUGACCUUGUAGGGCAGUCCGUGCUGUCUGGCUGGCCUGGGUGAGGUGGGCAGGGACCAAGGCCUGGCGCCUGGGCCUCGCUGGCCUUGCUCUGCGUGCUGACUUCAUCCUGAUAGUACCUUGAUUUUCCUACUGUGACUUCCCCUUCUGUCGACUUCCUCACCAACUUUAAAAUUCCGUAUUGAGAGCAGUUUCCUAAGUUACCUCAAAUCCUAUUCAGAAGAAGGUUCUUCCUGGAAGUUGGGAGGGCGGAAAACAAGUUUAGUCACAGAAGACUACUCCAUGUUUGAGCUUCUGUUUCAAGGGAAGUGAGUAACUGCCGGAGGAGCCCUGCCCCUCUGCAGUGUGUGGUGUUGCCCUGAUACUUUUCAGAUUGAGGUGUUACUUACAUGUAAUAAAAUGCACAGACUUAAGUGUAUACUUUGAUGAGUUCUGAUGAAUGUCUACAUGUGUGUAAUCACCACUGCAAUCAAGAUGGAAGGAAAGGCUGGGCGCGGUGGCUCACACCUGUAAUCCCAGCACUUUGGGAGGCCAAGGUGGGUGGAUCAUGAGGUCAGGAGUUCGAGACCAGCCUGACCAACAUGAUGAAACCCCGUCUCUACUAAAAAUAAAAAAAUUAGCCAGGCGUGGUGGCAGGCACCUGUACUCCCAGCUACUCAGGAGGCUGAGGCAGGAGAAUUGCUUGAACCCAGGAGGCGGAGGUUGCAGUGAGCCAAGAUUGCGCCAUUGCACUCCAGCCUGGGCGACAGAGCAAGACUCCAUCUCAAAAAAAAAAAAAAAAAAGAUGGAAAGACAGAUUUCUAUUGGUGAUUCUUAAAAGUAAUUUAUUUAUUUAUGUAUUUAUUUAUUUAUUUGAGAUGUAGUCUUGCUCUGUCAUCCAGACUGGAGUGCAAUGGUGUGGUCUCAGCUCACUGUAACUUCCGCCUCCUGGGUUCAAGCGAUUCUCCUGCCUCAGCCUCUGGAGUAGCUGGGAUUACAGGCGCUGGCCACCACGCCCGGCUAAUUUUUGUAUUUGUAGUAGAGACUGGGUUUCAGCAUGUUGGCCAGGCAGGUCUCGAACUCCUGACCUUGUGAUCCGCCCGCCUCAGCCUCCCAAAGUGCUGGGGUUACAAGUGUGAGCCACUGCGCCUGGCUCUUAAAAGUAAUUUCUUUCUGCUUAUAAAAUUCAUGUUCACUGUAGAACACUGGGGAUUGAGUAGAGAGGUCCGGCCACGAUGCAGGGAAACACUGUCUCAAGCGCCCCACCGCCCCACAUGGUCCCCAGAGACAGGGCCCCUAAGCGCUCACGUACAAGUAAAGGCGCUGACUGAGUGCGUCAUCUGCACGCAUACAAGCACUGCUAGCAUUCUGGCAUAUGUUUCUUUCAGCUUUUUUCUGUGCAGAUAUAUAUUACAUUUUUUUCUGUGUAUAUUUAUAUAUAUAUGAAACCAGAUCAGUUACACAAUUUAGUAUUUUUUUAACCUUAAUGUAGUAUAAGCAUUUCCCCCAUUGUACUUUGUAAAUAUGAUUUUUAAGAAGUCAUUGGUGUCUACUUUGUGAUAUUUGACUCAACCAGCCUUGAUAACAAAGAGUAGUUAGAGACAACUGAAUUUUUAAAAUGUAAAUCUGCUUUAUUUUUGGAAUAAAUAAUACAUUUACAUGGCUGGAAAUUCAAAGGAUACAAAAAGGCAUAUACUCCAGGCAACCACUAUGACCAGCUGCUGAUCACAAGUAGAGAACUUGUUUCUUUUCACCCCUCUUGCUCCUCCCCGGAGUUAUGAAAAAUUUCAAACCUGCCAAAAGUUUGAAGUUUACAACAAAUACCCUCCAACGUUUGGGUUGUCUCCCUCCCCCUUCUCUCCCUUUCUCCCUCUGAUUUCUUACAGAACCACGCUUUCAUGACCAUGCCCGGGAACUUCACGCUGGCGCGGUGAGGUCCUGCGCCUCCGCUUCCUGCACACACGUGCUUCUUAAUAGCUGCAGGCUAUUUCAUGAGAGGAAUUUGCUCACGUUAACAUGGCUGUUCCCAAAUGCCAGGCUGUUUUAAGUGUUUCCUAAUUAUAAACAGGCUGUGCUGUUUCCCUUGACCUAGGACUUGUUCUUGAGGACAGAAGUGGAGGUGGCGAGAUGCAAGGCCUACGUACGGACCGGCUUCCCCAGUAGGGCGGCGCCAAUGGGGGGCUCCCAAGCUGCUCCCAUCUCACCUCUGCUUCCGGGGUGCUGGGGGUUUGGGCCAGUGUUCCUUCUGCUUUUGUGAAGGGCCCUUACACUCGACUCGAAGUGCUCCUCCUAUUGGUUUUUAAUAAAUAUAUUUAUGGAAA
This is a messenger RNA of Homo sapiens (human), 6711 nucleotides long. RefSeq names its product ankyrin repeat domain 9 (gene ANKRD9). Lineage: Eukaryota; Metazoa; Chordata; Mammalia; Primates; Hominidae. Gene Ontology annotation, biological process: protein ubiquitination. The record is from RefSeq and is marked validated. Gene Ontology annotation, cellular component: cytoplasmic vesicle; cytosol. The coding region runs from base 589 to 1542 and encodes 317 amino acids. The transcript is spliced from 4 exons.